AUGUUAUCAAUAAUAUGUAGCCGCUCGUUUGUUACAAAUUCUAAAGUACGAAAAGUUGUAAUUAUCGGAGGAUCAGGAUUUAUUGGAAAAUAUGUAGCGAAAGUAUUUGCUCAAGAUGCUAAUACUUCAAUUCUAACGGGCGCACGACACUCAAAAAUCGAUGACCUAAAAUUGUCGGGGAAUCAAGUCCUUCCACCUAUGAAAUGUGACAUAACUUCUCAAGAUGAAGUCUUAAAAACAUGUGAAGGAGCCAAUAUAAUUGUAAAUUUAGUUGGGAUAAUGCAUGAAAAACCUCCAAUAUAUACUUUUGAAAACGUUCAGCAUUUAGGCGCAAGAAAUGUUGCGAUAGCUGCCAAGCAAAAUGAUGCGCAAUUGAUUCAUAUUAGUGCUAUUGGUGCAGAUCCUAAAAGCGAGGUUCCUUAUGCUAGAACUAAAGGAUUGGGAGAGGUUGCAAUACGCGAAAUAUAUCCGAUAGCAACUAUUAUAAGACCAAGCAUUGUAUUUGGACCAGAAGAUGAUUUCUUUAAUAGAUUCUCAAAAUUAGUUAGAUUAUUACCAUUCGUGCCAGUUUUCGGUGGUGGAUCUACGAAAUUUCAACCUGUAUAUGUAGGGAAUUUGGCAAUGGCUGCUGCUAAAGCAAGCAAUCAAUCUCUCAAGUUUCAAGGAAAAGUUUUUGAAAUUGGUGGCCCAAAAGGAAUAAAACGUCCAAUUCUCUCUUUACCAUGGCAAAUUGGACUUAUACAAGGUUACUUUCUUGAAAAGCUACCAAAGAAUUUGUUUACUAUUACACGUGAUCAAAUCAAAUUGCUUAAGAAAGAUAACGUUGUCUCGAAUAUGGAAGGAAUUUUGACUUUAAAAGAUUUGGGAAUUGAACCGACUCCGGCUGAGAAGGCAAUGUUAAAAAAUUUUAUAUUAUUAUUUAUUUACUUUUAA
Molecule: messenger RNA, 933 nt
Organism: Dentiscutata erythropus
Lineage: Eukaryota; Fungi; Glomeromycota; Glomeromycetes; Diversisporales; Gigasporaceae
Source: the annotation of a GenBank genome assembly